Molecule: messenger RNA, 561 nt
Organism: Phycomyces blakesleeanus NRRL 1555(-)
Lineage: Eukaryota; Fungi; Mucoromycota; Mucoromycetes; Mucorales; Phycomycetaceae
Exons: 7
Coding region: 1-561 (186 amino acids)
Source: RefSeq, a predicted model, not a curated record
AUGAUGAGCCACAAUCUUGGAGUUGAGCUAGAUAAAGAAAACAAGGCAAUCCUUCACACUUGUACAGGCCUUGUCUGCAAUGAACUGGUUUUAAGGUCAUCUAGCACUAUUUAUCUUGGUAUUCUUGACACAGAACAGGAAAGGUUGGUAAUGGUUUAUGCUUUUAUUUUCAUUGGAAAGAAUAGAAUGUUUCUAGACUUCAAAUCUAAUAAAGUUAUUCUACAUUCUCAGCUACUUCUUGCUCGGCCAGCUUGUUAUAUUUGGGAUAAAAAAUUUUCUACAAAAAACAAAUACCUGAAGAAAAUGAGAUGCUUGUUAUCUUUUUUAGGGUAUUUGGGUUUAGAUACUGCUGGAGAUGCUCUUACAUUGGAAGUACCAAGUACAAAUGGGCAAAGAAAUAAAACAUUUAUAAAUACAAAAAUAAACUCAGAGCUCGAUAUAGUGAUACUGGUGGAUUCAAAUUUUAUCACUAUCACUAUAUCAAAAAAUAGUGAUAAUAAGCAGGCACGGGCCCAAAUUUUCCAAAAAAUUAUCACUAUAUUGCGAUUAUCACUAUAUUGA